Molecule: messenger RNA, 670 nt
Organism: Exaiptasia diaphana
Lineage: Eukaryota; Metazoa; Cnidaria; Anthozoa; Actiniaria; Aiptasiidae
Product: calmodulin
Molecular function (GO): calcium ion binding; enzyme regulator activity
Source: RefSeq, a predicted model, not a curated record
CACUUUGAACCCCAGGRCACUUUCAGACACUAACCGCAAAAUCAUUUGAAACUAGGUUUUUCUCACGUUUGSAUGGCGUGGUGAUAGUUUUGCGAUAAGAGAAGCAARAAGUUGAUCACCAUUAUUGCUGGGAUUGUGUUAAGACGUAAAGCAACUUGUGGAGAACGAUAGAAAGUUUCUUUYGUUUUUCAUUGWUUUACAUUGGAAUUAUGGUAGAGAAGCUAUCUCAGGAGCAACUUUCUGAAUACCGUGAUGCUUUCGAGCAUUUUGACAAAGACUCGAGUGGUACAAUUACAACACGUGAGCUUGGAGCUAUCAUGCGAUCACUCGGCGAAAACCCGACGGAGYUGGAACUACAGCAAAUGAUCAAYAGUGUCGAUUGUGAUGGAAACGGUCUUAUGGACUUUGAAGAGUUCACCAAGUUGAUGGUAACACAAAACCAAUUCAUGAUGGACGACAAAGACUUAAUCGAAGCAUUUCGAAUGUUUGAUCGCGAUGGUCGUGGUUAUGUGAUGUCRUCUGAGUUAAGGACUGUACUUCGACAUUUAGAGGAAAACAUUCCAGAACACGAGAUCAACGAAAUGCUGCAAGACCACAAACAGAGUUGGAACAGGAAGAUUAACUUUGAUGAAUUCAAGAAAAUGGCACAAAUCGAAGCUGGGAACACAUU